CCGCCUCGGACCCGCCCCCUAGACUGCCAGCUCCAGACCCGCCCCCGAGCUGCACAUUCGGCUGUAGGCAGCACACCACCUGGGCACACGGCCUUGGGGCAGCAGCCCAUGGAGUCAGGGCUGCUGCGACCAGCGCCGGUGAGCGAGGUCAUUGUCCUGCAUUACAAUUACACCGGCAAGCUACGCGGAGCGCGCUACCAGCCCGGCGCAGGAUUGCGUGCAGACGCUGUGGUGUGCCUGGCGGUAUGCGCAUUCAUCGUGCUAGAGAACUUGGCGGUGUUGUUCGUGCUCGGGCGCCAUCCGCGCUUCCAUGCGCCCAUGUUCCUGCUCCUGGGCAGCCUCACACUGUCUGACAUGCUAGCAGGUGCUGCCUACGCCAUUAACAUCCUACUGUCCGGGCCACUCACGCUGCGAUUGUCACCUGCGCUCUGGUUCGCUCGUGAAGGAGGCGUCUUUGUGGCGCUUGCCGCGUCGGUGCUGAGCCUCCUGGCCAUUGCACUCGAGCGCCAUCUCACCAUGGCGCGCCGGGGACCCGCGCCCGCUGCCAGUCGAGGGCGCACACUGGCGAUGGCCAUCGCAGCUUGGAGCGUGUCGCUGCUCCUCGGGUUACUGCCCGCGCUCGGCUGGAACUGUCUGGGUCGCCUGGAGGCUUGCUCCACUGUGCUGCCGCUCUACGCCAAGGCCUAUGUGCUCUUCUGCGUCCUCGCCUUCGUGGGCAUCCUGGCGGCCAUCUGUGCACUCUAUACGCGCAUCUACUGCCAGGUACGAGCCAAUGCACGGCGACUGCGAGCACGACCAGGGGCUAGCAAAGGCACCUCCACCCGCUCGCGCCGCACACCACGAUCCCUGGCGCUGCUGCGCACACUCAGCGUGGUACUCCUGGCCUUCGUGGUGUGUUGGGGCCCUCUCUUUCUGCUGCUGUUACUAGACGUGGCAUGCCCCGCCCGCGCCUGUCCUGUGCUCCUGCAGGCCGACCCCUUCCUGGGCCUGGCCAUGGCCAACUCGCUUCUGAACCCCAUCAUCUACACGCUCACCAACCGUGACCUGCGUCAUGCGCUCCUGCGCCUUGUCUGCUGCGGCCGCCGUCCCUGCAGCCGAGGCCCGAGCAGUGUCCAGUUAUCUGAAAGCGCUCCUGGGGCUUCAGGCGGCCUGCGCCGCUGUCUACCCCAGGACUUGGACCCCAGCUCCAGCCGCUCUGAGCGCUCAUCGCCCCAGAGAGAUGGACUGGACUCCAGCGGCUCCAAUGCGCCCACAGCUCCUCGGACCCUGGUACCCGAACCGGUAGCAGAUUGACGCCGUCAAUCUGUCAUUGACUUUCCCAAGAGUUCUUUUGCAGACUUUUUCUUUUUUAAAAGAGAAAUUUGUAGGAGACACAACCAAAAACGGUGGAGACAGAAGAGACAAAGGGAAAAUGUAAACUCCCCAAAAAGAACAGACAAAAAAUUUCCAUCCUUGUGGAAUUGACGUUCUGGUAGGGGAACCAACGGACAACACAGUGAUGUAAUAAUAAUGGAGAUAAUUCCAGUGACCUUACAGGGACGGUAUGGGACAGUGUAGAGGUGAUGACACAUAAUGUGAGCUGAGAUGUCAUUGUCCUGGGGAACACCUGAAGGAAGAGUAUUUCAGGAUGAGAAAACAGCAAGUGCAAAGAUCCUGAGGUUGGAAUGUGCCCAUGUAUUCUAUGAAAAGCUAGGAUCUCCAUGUGGGCAGAGCAGCAGAUACAGGGAGAGAAUGGGAGGAGACAAGAACAGGAAGUGACUGGGCAGAAUGUAGAAGACCCUGUGGAACCUGGAAUUUUGCUCUAAAGGAAGUUAGAGUCAGGAGGGGUUCUAAGCAAAAGAAAGGACUGGCCCUGAUUCAGGUGUUCACAGGCACCUUAUGGCCAGUGUGGAGGGCAAAGAUGGAAGGCAGAAACAGGUGAAGGGACAGCACUGACCCAAGGAGUAAUGAGGGAGACCCCCACUAUGCUCACACUUGGUGAAUUCUAGAUAGAUUUUGGAGGUAGCAGACAGAAUUCCUAAAAAAUUGGGUGUGAGAAAGAGGGAAAGAAAGCUGUCAGGAACAAUGCCAAGAGCAGGGCAUCCCAAAAUUUGAUUCUGGGAGACUCAGCCAAAUCCUGACAACAAAAUUUCUUUGAGUGUAGUGUCAGAUAAUUCAUUAAAAAUAAAAUUGUAAUAAAAUGAGUGGUUACAGUUUAUAACGCUUGGCUAGUCCCCUCCACUGUGCUAUGCCCAGGAAUCACUUAUUUUUUUCACCCUCUUGUAACCUUGUAAACUAGCUGUCCUUUUCCCCAUUUUACAGAUAAAGAAACUCCAAGCAGUGAGCACCUCUC
Messenger RNA from Marmota flaviventris (yellow-bellied marmot), 2332 nucleotides. RefSeq names its product sphingosine-1-phosphate receptor 5 (gene S1pr5). NCBI's taxonomy places the organism in Eukaryota, Metazoa, Chordata, Mammalia, Rodentia, Sciuridae. Gene Ontology annotation, molecular function: sphingosine-1-phosphate receptor activity. Gene Ontology annotation, cellular component: membrane. The record is from RefSeq and is a predicted model, not a curated record. Gene Ontology annotation, biological process: G protein-coupled receptor signaling pathway.